This is a messenger RNA of Staurois parvus, 317 nucleotides long. NCBI's taxonomy places the organism in Eukaryota, Metazoa, Chordata, Amphibia, Anura, Ranidae. The record is from the annotation of a GenBank genome assembly.
AUCAUGGUAACACGUGAUAGCUGUAGUAGAGUUUGUUCUUGUUACAUGUAUUUCAGCUACAUUUGUAAUGUUUUACAUUGUAACCAGAAAUGCAGACCACACAAGGUGACCCACAUUAACAAGGAGAUUACAUGGGAAUGAACUCAGGAUCACAGUACCAGGGGCGGAUUGACCAUUUGCAAACUCGUGCACUGCCCGAGGGCCCGGGGUCAGUAGGGGGCCCCAUGAGAUGCCCCUGGUACCUUUUUCAUAGGCUUUUUUGAGUUUGGGCAAGGACACAGGGGCCCCAUGAUCCCCUAUUGCCCGGGGGGCCCCAU